Molecule: messenger RNA, 288 nt
Organism: Phaeoacremonium minimum UCRPA7
Lineage: Eukaryota; Fungi; Ascomycota; Sordariomycetes; Togniniales; Togniniaceae
Exons: 5
Coding region: 1-288 (95 amino acids)
Source: RefSeq, a predicted model, not a curated record
AUGACGUUCGAGUACGAGCACAACCACCAGCAGCAGCACUUCAAGUACAAGCACGGAGACAAGUACAAGUACAAGUACAAGCACAUCAAUGUCUACUACUUCAACUUCAACAUCAAGCUCGAGUUCAAGUUCAAGCUCAACAACCACAACUACCAGCACAAGCACAACCUCAACCUCAAGCUCAACGUCCACAUCAACGACAUCUACCACUACCAGCAGUACCACCACGGCUGCCAAUCCUGUCGCUUUCAAUUUGGCGCACGCGCCUACCCCAGAGCCGAUGCUUAA